UUUCAUUGGUUUCGUCCAAACUUGCUUUAGUUCUUCCAGACCGAUGGGGUUUAUUCGAGAGCUUGUAUUCAUAGUGUGUUCACAGAUGGCCUGCCGGACAAGUUUUCAAUGAAUAUUCUGGGUCUUUACAGUAAAAUGCCCAAAUUUACGGCAAUUAUGGAUAUAAUUCGUUUGUUAUGGAUAAUACGGAUUGUGUGGGCAGUUGAAGAUGUGUUGAUGGACUCCACGACGGCAACGGCAGAGCUGGGCUGGACGAUAUAUCCAUCAUUGGGGUGGGAAGAGGUGAGUGGCUACGACGAGAACAUGAACACCAUCCGCACCUACCAAGUGUGCAAUGUCUUCGACGCCAGCCAGAACAACUGGGUGCGCACCAAAUACAUCCGGCGGCAGGGUGCCCAGCGGAUCCACGUGGAGAUGAAGUUCUCCGUGCGAGACUGCAGCAGCAUCCCGAAAGUCCCUGGCUCUUGCAAGGAGACUUUUAAUCUGUAUUACUUCGAAUCAGACUCUGAUGUAGCCACCAAGGUGUAUCCCGCCUGGAUGGAGAACCCUUGGGUCAAGGUGGACACCAUUGCGGCCGAUGAGAGUUUCUCCCAGGUGGACCUGGGCGUCGGUAUGAUGAAGAUCAACACGGAAGUACGCAGCUUUGGGCCGGUGUCCCGUAAUGGCUUCUACUUGGCCUUUCAGGAUUACGGAGCCUGCAUGUCACUUAUCGCUGUAAAGGUUUUCUAUCGCAAAUGCCCCAGAAUUAUUCGGAAUGGGGCCAUCUUUCAGGAGACCUUGUCAGGGGCGGAGAGCACCUCUCUCGUGUCCGCCCGAGGCACUUGUGUACCUAAUGGAGAGGAAGUGGAUGUACCCAUUAAACUGUACUGCAAUGGAGAUGGGGAGUGGCUGGUACCUAUCGGGCGUUGCGUGUGCAAGGCCGGGUACGAGUCUGUGCACAACGAGACUGUGUGUAAAGCCUGUCCAUCUGGGUCCUUUAAAGCCUCUCAAGGGGACCAGCAAUGUCUCCAGUGUCCCAUCAACAGCCGCACCACCAACGAGGGUGCCACCAAUUGUAUCUGCCGCAGUGGAUACUACCGUACCGACUCUGACCCUCUACAGAUGCCAUGCACCACGGUUCCGUCUGCGCCCCAUAGAGUGAUUUCUAGCGUGAACGAGACCUCCCUGCGGCUGGAGUGGGAUCCGCCGAAGGAGAGCGGAGGUCGACAGGAUGUGGUCUACAACAUCAUCUGCAAGAGCUGUGGUUCGGGUCGAGGGUCAUGCACUCGCUGCGGUGACAACGUGCAGUUCGUGCCUCGCCAACUGGGCCUGACCGAUUCAUGGGUCCAUAUCAGUGACCUGCUGGCCCACACGCAGUACACUUUUGAGAUCCAGGCUGUGAAUGGAGUGUCUGACCAGAGUCCCUACUCGCCUCAGUUCACCGCUGUCAACAUCACCACAAACCAGGCUGCUCCAUCUGCUGUGUCAAUUAUGCAUCAGGUCAACCGAGCUGUGGACAGUAUCACAUUGUCCUGGUCCCAGCCAGACCAGCCCAAUGGGGUCAUUCUGGACUAUGAGCUGCAAUAUUAUGAGAAGUAUACGGCUGAGUCGAACUCCUCUCUGCUGCGGAGUCAGACUAAUACAGCAGUUAUCCGUGGCCUGAAGCAGGGGACCAUCUACGUGUUCCAGGUACGGGCCCGAACAGUGGCGGGCUUUGGACGGUUCAGUGGGAAGAUGUUCUUCCAAACAAUGACUGAAGACGAGUAUAACUCCAGCCUGCAGGAGAAACUGCCUCUCAUUAUCGGCUCUGCUGCGGCUGGUGUUGUUUUUCUCAUCGCGGUGGUUGUGCUCAUUAUCGUCUGUAAUCGGAGAGGCAGUGACAGGACAGAGUCUGAAUACACUGACAAGAUUCAGCAUUACACCAGCGGCCACAUGUCUCCAGGAAUGAAGAUCUACAUUGAUCCUUUCACAUAUGAGGAUCCCAAUGAGGCAGUGCGCGAGUUUGCCAAAGAAAUAGACGUGACCUGUGUGAAAAUCGAGCAAGUCAUUGGUGCAGGUGAGUUUGGAGAGGUAUGUAGCGGUAAUCUCAGGCUUCCUGGGAAGAGGGAGAUUUUGGUGGCCAUCAAGACUCUGAAAUCAGGCUACACCGAGAAGCAGCGGCGGGACUUCCUGAGCGAAGCCAGCAUCAUGGGGCAGUUUGACCAUCCCAACAUCAUCCACCUGGAGGGAGUGGUGACCAAGAGCACUCCAGUAAUGAUCAUUACUGAAUUCAUGGAGAACGGAUCACUGGACUCCUUCCUUCGGCAAAAUGAUGGCCAGUUCACUGUCAUUCAGUUGGUCGGCAUGUUGCGUGGCAUUGCAGCUGGCAUGAAAUACCUCUGUGACAUGAACUACGUACAUCGCGAUCUGGCUGCCCGCAACAUACUGGUUAACAGCAAUCUAGUCUGCAAAGUAUCUGACUUUGGGCUUUCUCGCUUUCUGGAAGAUGACACGUCAGAUCCUACAUACACAAGUGCCCUGGGAGGGAAAAUUCCAAUACGAUGGACUGCUCCCGAGGCCAUUCAAUACAGGAAGUUUACAUCCUCGAGUGAUGUGUGGAGCUAUGGGAUUGUAAUGUGGGAGGUCAUGUCCUAUGGAGAGCGACCGUACUGGGACAUGAGCAAUCAAGAUGUAAUAAAUGCAAUCGAGCAGGAUUAUAGGUUACCUCCUCCGAUGGACUGUCCAAAUGCACUGCACCAACUAAUGUUGGACUGCUGGCAAAAGGACAGAAACAACCGUCCGAAAUUCAGUCAGAUUGUUAACACUCUGGAUAAGAUGAUUCGUAAUCCUGGCAGCCUGAAGGCUACCACCCCUCUCUCUUCAGGCGUACAUUUACCUCUGCUGGACCGCAGCACACCAGACUUCUCCAGCUUCAGCACAGUAGAUGAAUGGCUGGACGCCAUUAAAAUGGGCCAGUACAAGGAGAACUUUGCAAAUGAAGACCUAACUACCUUUGAAGCGGUGUCUCAAAUGACUAUGGAAGAUAUUCUGAAGGUGGGAGUCAUACUAGCCGGCCACCAGAAGAAGAUUCUCAACAGUGUGCAGAUGAUGCGUGCCCAAAUGAACCAGAUACAGUCAGUGGAGGUUUGAUUCUUAGGAUUGAAGGACGGGACCAGCCUGUGCAGACCAGACCCCUGUGGACCUCCUCACAGAAAGAUGCCC
This is a messenger RNA of Rhinichthys klamathensis goyatoka, 3180 nucleotides long. It is a transcript of the gene ephb2a, whose product is annotated as eph receptor B2a. Bases 109 to 3108 code for a protein of 999 amino acids. Gene Ontology annotation, cellular component: neuron projection; plasma membrane. Lineage: Eukaryota; Metazoa; Chordata; Actinopteri; Cypriniformes; Leuciscidae. Gene Ontology annotation, biological process: cell surface receptor protein tyrosine kinase signaling pathway; protein phosphorylation; axon guidance. The record is from RefSeq and is a predicted model, not a curated record. Gene Ontology annotation, molecular function: transmembrane-ephrin receptor activity; ATP binding; protein binding. The transcript has 16 exons.